AUGAGCGACUCAAGACGAAGCAGACGACCGGACAGUCGUCAAAUGUGGGACGAAUCUGAUAGACGCGACAGGCGCGGAGGUCGUGAUAGGGACAACGACCGUGAUCGCAGAGGUCACAGGUCACGAUCGCGCGAACGCCGUGGCUAUAGAGACCGAUCUAGGUCUCCCGAUAGACGAAACAGGGAUAGAGAUGGAGACAGAAACCGCCCAAGGGACCGAGGUCCGCGACACCAUGAUGAAAGAGACAAGAGGGAUAGACGAAGAGAUGAUAGAGACGAUGGGCCGCCGAGGCCAAAGCGGGAUGAUCGUCGCGAUGAUGAUAGGGACAGACGAGGCAAGUCUCGUCGCUCUGCCUCACCGCGAUCGCGCAGUCCCUCCUCUAACGAAACGACCCUUCCCACACGCACUCGCCCUGAAGCGAAGCGUCCAGCACCUCACAUGUCCUUCAACGUUGGAUCUCGAGCCAGUCGCUCACCACCACCACAGCCCUCACGCCCUGAACGUGAAGAGGAGACCGCCCGCUCGGAGGAUGGUCAGGUAUCUGAGCCAGAAGACGAACCAAUGGAAGAAGAGGACAACGACUUUGCUGCUAUGCAAGCCAUGAUGGGCUUUGGUGGGUUUGGAACGACGAAGAACAAGAAGGUUUCGGGAAACAAUGCAGGCGGCGUGCGGAAAGAAAAGAAGACAGAGUACCGCCAAUACAUGAACCGAAACGGCGGUUUCAACAGACCUCUGAGUCCGUCUCGAUAA
Molecule: messenger RNA, 750 nt
Organism: Fusarium coffeatum
Lineage: Eukaryota; Fungi; Ascomycota; Sordariomycetes; Hypocreales; Nectriaceae
Exons: 2
Coding region: 1-750 (249 amino acids)
Biological process (GO): RNA splicing
Cellular component (GO): precatalytic spliceosome
Source: RefSeq, a predicted model, not a curated record